Molecule: messenger RNA, 4059 nt
Organism: Gopherus flavomarginatus (Mexican gopher tortoise)
Lineage: Eukaryota; Metazoa; Chordata; Testudines; Testudinidae
Product: ectonucleoside triphosphate diphosphohydrolase 8-like
Biological process (GO): nucleoside diphosphate catabolic process
Cellular component (GO): plasma membrane
Molecular function (GO): UDP phosphatase activity; GDP phosphatase activity
Source: RefSeq, a predicted model, not a curated record
UUAACCCAGACUGUGCUUCUCUCUUUGGCACUGAGAAGGGUCUAUUUACCGUUGGACUCUGGUAAGGAAACGAGCGAGAGAGGGGAUGGGAAGGAGGAAAACAGCAGAGAACUUGGCAGCAAACCCCCUGGCGCUGAAUCUCAGAGCCCGAGUCCGCUGCGUGGGCCUUACCAAAGACGUUUGCGGGCCGGGAGGCUGGAAACCCGGGCGGGGAGGGUGGUGGCGGUGCCUUUGCUUUCGCUUUGCAUCUGCGGAGCAGGAAGCAGCAGCCGAGCAGAGCGGGGUCACCGAGGCGCCAGCGCUCGCUCCCCGGCUGUCUGCAAAGCCGCAGCCGCGUUCCGGGGCAGGGCCGCCUGAGAGCCAAGGGCAGCGCGGGGCGGGCUGCAGGCUCCGCAGCAGGAGGCGGCUGUCCCGGACGGCUGCGCGGCAGAUUGGCGCAGAAAUGUUAGGGCAGGAUGUCAGGUGCCUUCUUGCAGUGGCUGCAGCUUCAGGAAUAGCUACCCUCAUCCUCAUCCUUGUUCAAGUGAAGGACGUUUGUCUGCCUGCAAGAACCAAGUAUGGGAUGGUGUUUGACGCCGGCUCCUCGCACACGGCUCUCUACAUCUACCAGUGGCCAGCAGAUAAAGAGAACGGCACCGGCAUCGUCAGCCAGGCUGAAGCCUGCACCGUGCAAGGACCUGGGAUCUCCAGUUACGCUGACAACCCCACUAGGGCCGGAGCCAGCCUGAGAGCCUGUCUGGACAAGGCCAUGACGAUCAUCCCUGUGGAGCAACAGAAAGAAACGCCCACCUACCUGGGCGCUACUGCAGGCAUGCGGCUGCUGAGGGAGCAGAACAGCACAAAAGCCGACCUGGUCUUUGCAGAGGUCUCCAAGACCAUCCGGCAGUAUCCUGUAGAUUUCCGUGGCGCUCGGAUCCUCACUGGGAAUGAGGAAGGAUCCUUUGGCUGGAUCACAAUCAACUACCUUCUGGAGAUGCUCAUCAGGUUCUCUUUCACAGGGAUGUGGAUACAUCCUGAGGCAGCUGCAGUUGUGGGAGCACUGGACCUUGGAGGAGCCUCGACCCAGAUAACCUUUCACCCUGGUCGUGCCAUUGAGGACAACAGCACCGAAGUCCUCUUCCGGUUAUAUGGGACCAACUACUCGCUUUAUACCCACAGCUACCUCUGCUACGGAGAAAACCAAGCCUUGAAGAAGCUAAUUGCAUCCCUCAGAGAGGAGAACCUCACCUCUCAGCAGAUCUCCCACCCGUGCUAUCCCAAGGGAUACGAGGAGAACGUCACUGCCGCUGCCCUGUAUGACAGUCCCUGCGUCCCGGCACCAGCUGCACAUGAUCCCAGCCAGAUCCUCACGGUGCAGGGGACAGGAGCCCCAGUGGAGUGCAGGAGUGCCAUCCAGAAACUCUUCAACUUCACAGCCUGUGGGGCCAACAGGACAUGCGGGUUCAACGGGGUCUACCAGCCCCCAGGGCAUGGGCAGUUCUUCGCCUUUUCCGGAUUUUAUUCUGUCUUCCACUUUCUGAACCUGACCAGCGGGCAUCCCUUGAGUGACGUCAGUGCCACCAUCGAGCACUUCUGUGCUAAGGACUGGAAGGAGGUGCAAAUGGUGGAUCCUGGCAUGAACAAGACCCGCCUGCAGGAUUACUGCGCUGCCAGCACCUACAUUCUCACCCUCCUGCUGCAAGGCUACAAGUUUGACAACCAGACAUGGAGCAACAUCCAUUUCCACCGGCAGGUGGCUGCUGUGGAUGUGGGCUGGAGCCUGGGCUACAUGCUGAACCUAACCAACACGAUCCCCUUGGAGGCUCCCAACCGAGUGAAGGGGCAGCGGCCUGACCUGUGGGCAGCGGCUGUGCUCACCACCUGCCUCACGCUGGCCAUGAUCAUCUGGACAGGCCUGGCUCUGUGCUAUCAACGGCCCUUUGCCACCUAUGAGACUAUGCUGUAGCUGGCCAGUGCUCUUCGGGCUGGGGCACUGCUGCCAUCAGGAGCCGCACAUGACUUUCCCCGGACAUCACGCAGUCCUGUGUUUAGAGACGUUCGUGGCCUUGCAUCCCAGUGCCCCUACUUGCUGAUGGAGGCUGGGUCUGGGAGAGAAACCCCUCCCCAGGGAGGGUGGGAAUGUUGGGUUUGAAGGAUAAAUGCCACCUGUUGGCAAAUUGGUGACACUUUUCAGUCAGAUCUCAGCCCUGUGAGCUGUGCUGGCUUCCUGCUCUCCCCCCCACCUCGCUUUCCAGUCUGCAAGGCCUGCUGUGCAAACAAAGGCUGUCCUAAGGAGGUGCUGCUGCGUCCUGCAGAGCCCAGUUUGGGGCGUGUGUGUGGCCUAAAUGGUUUGUGGGAGAGGAGCUUAGUCUGUAGUGGGUGUCCAGACAGUGGGUGGUGGCAAUGGAAGGGGUGGAGAGGCUGGUUUACAGGGCUUAGGGAGGGGUGGUUUUGGGUGUCCUGUCUGAGCUGGAGGUGACAGGGUGGCUCGGGAAUAUGGCAGAGAGGGGGAGUGGUGUGGGCAGGGGCCAUGGCUUACUGGAUUUGGGGUGCGGGGGGAAGCUGGAAGGGUGCUGGGGUUGGGACUGGUGAGGCAGGAAGUAUUGGCUAGAGUGCCAGGAGACUCCAGGGCCAGCUGGAGCAAAGCGGAGUCUCCUCCUGGUCCAGUGAGCACCAGCCAACAUAUUUGGAAGUGUCUGGAUGCAGGGGAGCUGCAGCAGCUCUGCAGAGGCAGGGACUUGCCCUUUGGCUGUCACCAGUGAGGGGCUGGUUGUGGCACACAGGAGUGUCGGUUACAGACUGGGUGUUUGGGCCAGGCUCCAGACACUGCCCUGGCUCAGGGUUACAAAAGGUUAAUAUGGCAGGGCUCAGACUCUUUUUACCCUGGCUUAUACAUGUGUAAGGGAGAGAGAGGAGAGGCAGGCACAGGUGCCACAUGGGAAAGCCACCCUGGCAUGUGAGGCUGCAAGUUGUGGGCUGCUGUACAAAGAACUCGAUUUCCCAUCAAACCCAGUCAGACUGGGUGCCUCUUCCCAAACUGAUCAUUGUGCCACCUUGUCACUGCUCCUAGCCUACCUGUGACAGGCCCUGUUAAAGUGAGUGCCCAGCCCAGCUCCCUCUCAGGAUAAGUGAGUGCGCAAGCAGCAGGACACUAGUUAAUUACCUGGAUCUUAUAAAGGGUUGUGGGGGCUCAGGCAGGUGAGAAUGCCCAGAAGAGGCCCCUGGAGAAAGAAUUCCUCAGGGCAGCAGGCUAGGAAUCUACCCCUGGUGGCCUGUCCUAGGGAACAGAGGUGCUGGGGAGAGGACCUGUCCCCAGAAUGCAGAAAGAGAAAAGGAGAGGGCUUCUGGGGAGGAGUGGGGACUGGUGAGGAAGGCCAGCAGGAAAGGAAGCCAAAAAUAGGGUUGCCAGUUUGGAUGGACAUGUUCUUGGUGGUUUCAUCACGUCAUAAUCUUUAAUUACCAAUGAAUUGUGAAUUCCUGGACACUCAACAAUCCUGGAGGGUUGACAACCCGAACCAAGGAAGAGUGUUCCUGGUGUGAAAGGCUACAAAAGCGAAGGGAUAUGAAUGCCUUGUCUCCAUGGAAGGACUUCACCAGGUAGCGGUAGGCUCCCCAACUGAGAGGAAUUAUAUGCUGCUCUGAGGAAACCAGGGGCAUUGUGGUUUAACCUCUGUGUGGCCCUUGACCCAAGAGGACUGAGGCCCUUCCUGAGCUGAUGACAAGUGGCCCUGACUCCAGAGGAGGGCUCUGAAUCAUGAGGGGCUCAUUAGUCAGGGACCUGGACAUAAGUGGAAGUGUUGGACUAAAGUUAAUGCAGCCUCUUCCUGCUCCUUAGGAUCCUGGAUGGAGGCCUAGUUGGGUAAUGGUUUGCCUUUGGGUUAGAUAAACUAGACCCCUGAAGGGACAUUGCUCACUAGACAUCUGUCUCUUUAGACUUAUUGAAAGUCCAUUGGGGAAACUGAGGCAGAGAUGUAAUUAUGGUUCUGCACAGGGUGGGGGGGUGUCCAAGUUUGAGGGCCCCCAGUACAUACUUCCAAAUAACUCACUAAACAUGCUUGUAAAUAAAAUGAAAAUCCUGCA